GCUUCUCUAAACGGUGAUUUCCCCAACGUUGGUAGCUGGUUGGUGUUUCCCCAGUUCUGGUUGUUUGGAUUGAAAAGUGGCGACGAGGAAAACGGAGCGGCGGAACAUUUUCGGCGCCUUUGAUUUGACUCCGGCGCAGCGGUAGUAUCACCAUUCAUCACCAUCGACUAGGACCGUCGUCGGCGCGGCGUUGUAAAUUGCCGUUGAUUUGGAGUAGGACGUCCCGACGGAAAGCAGAACAUUAUAGGUAACAGUGAAGGAAUUGUGCGAAAAGUGUGAUAAAUUAGUGCUUUUAGGAGUAAAUACCUUUCUUCCGUGGUGUUACAACACCAUUUUAUUUUGGUGGCGUCGGCCCUGGUGAAACAGCCAUUGUUAUUGUUCUUAAUUUGGUUAUUAUUCCAGCUGAAAGUAACCAUUUUUCUACAAGUGAUAAACGAUAUUCUUUUUCUGUAUUUGAGAGAAUAGAUAUUGCAGCGGGCAGCCAUUCCGGAGUGAUUUUCAAGCGUUGCUAGGACGUUUUGUUAAGUGGUGGACCGCUGGAUAACCUUUUCAUUGGGGACCGAGCUGUUGGAUUUCGUUGAUCUUCUUCCAUCCUGCCGGGUGGUGGUUUGCCGGUCCGAAUAACGGUGAGCGUGACGUCGUUCGAUAUCUGCAAAAAUGGCCUAUGUUGUGGCUCCCAACAUUGAACCGUUUAGAAAGGGACAAUCUUUUACGACCUGGGUCCGCCGUUUGACCUACCAUUUCCGGGUCAACAAGGUCAAGGAAGAUGAGCGGAAGGACCAGAUGUUCAUGCUGGGCGGGGAUUAUCUCUUCAGCGUGGCUGAAAAACUUUAUCCAACCGAGGCACUUUUGGAUGAAGUGGCCUACGAUGAACUGGUGCAAAAACUUAAGGAACGAUUAGACAGAACCGAUUCAGUAUUGCUUCAGAGAUACCACUUUAGUUCAAAAUUACAACAGGCCGGUGAAUCGGCAAGCGAUUUCAUCUUCUCUUUGAAGCUUCAAGCUGAAAAUUGUGAAUUUGGGGAUCAGAAGAAUAGGCUUAUUGUUGACCGUCUUCUGGUCGGUUUAUCAGAUACUAAACUGAAGCAUCGCCUCCUUACGGAGGACAGCGCCAAGCUGACUUUAGAACAAGCCGAAAAAAUUGUCGCUACUUGGGAAAUGGCGGCGACCCACACGAAGGCAUUGGCGAACAAUGAAGAUGUCGGCCUAGUAGCAGCCAUGGAUAGCAGAUACCCUCUAACUGGAGGCAGAGGAGCAGUGCUACAGAAAAUCAGGGAUGCAGCCCAAGGUUUCCGCGGUCCAGUGAAAAGUCGUCUUGGUGUAAGACCGGAAAUUCGGCCGGCCGAGGAUCGGCACCAGAAUUCCAGAGUUCGCUUCCAAUCCCAGCAUUCUAGGCAUCGGGAUUCUUCUGCUGGACCAUCUAGUCGGAGAUUCCAGCGAAACAGUGAACAAUGGCCGGUGGAUCAGCGCUACUGUGACUACUGCAAGCGCAGAGAUCACGUACGCCGGAAGUGUUACAAAUUGAAGAACGAACGGCACAACGAAGUCAACCAUGUCGACACUCAGGAUGCGAACAGCAGCACGGGUAGCUUGAGCCAGCUGGCCGAGCGUCUUGACCGGUUGAGGUCUGGUAGCUGGGACUCGGAUGAAAACGACUCAGGUGAAUUACAGUGCAUGCAUGUUUCUUCUAUUAAUAAAAUUAGUAAUCCCUGUUUAUUAAAUGUUACCAUUGAAAACAAUACUGUGCAGAUGGAGGUUGACAGUGGCUCUUCUGUUACAGUGAUGGGCAAAAAUUUGUUCACAACUAAAUUUGACCUUCCUUUAGUGAAAAGCACUAAACAAUUAAUUGUGAUAAAUGGUUCCAGGUUGAAAGUUUCUGGUGAAGUUGGAGUAAAGGUUGAAUACAAUGGCAAAACAGCUAAUUUGACGCUUUUAGUGCUUGACUGCGACUACCAGUUUAUUCCUCUGCUGGGUCGACCGUGGUUGGACGAAUUCUUUCCCAACUGGAGAAAUUUUUUUCGUAAUUUGAUGCCAUUAUACAACAUUUCAGAAAAUAAAAGAGAAGCAUUGGUUAGCGACAUAAAGUUAAAUUUUUCUGACGUUUUUGUUAAGGAUUUCUCUAUACCAAUAAAACAUUAUGAAGCCGAUCUAGUUUUAAAAACUGACAUGCCAAUUUUUAGAAAGGCUUAUGACGUUCCUUAUCGUUUAAGGGAAAAAGUUUUGAAAUAUUUGGACAAGCUUGAAGCUGAAAAAGUGAUAACUCCUAUUCAAACCAGUGAGUGGGCAUCACCUGUGGUGGUAGUAAUGAAAAAAAACAAUGACAUACGACUAGUAAUAGACUGCAAGGUUUCAAUAAAUAAGCUCAUAAUACCAAAUACUUACCCUUUGCCUGUUGCUCAGGAUAUUUUUGCUAGUUUGGCAGGAUGUACUGUUUUUUGUUCUCUUGAUUUGGAGGGCGCAUACACACAACUAUCAUUAUCAAAGCGAUCAAGAAAAUUUAUGGUAAUAAACACAAUUAAGGGACUUUUUAGCUACAAUAGAUUGCCACAGGGGGCUUCCUCUAGUGCAUCUAUUUUCCAGCAAGUUAUGGAUCAAGUAUUGCAAGGUAUUGAAAACGUUUGCGUCUAUUUGGACGAUGUUCUAAUCGCAGGAAAAGACUUGCAAGAUUGCAAAGCAAAACUUUAUAAAGUAUCAUGGUUGGAAGCGAGGCGAUUACUACCGCGCAUCCGACUCAAAUCCGGCUCGUUAAGGACGGAAGUGGUUCGCACCAGCCGAGACGAUCGAUGGUGGUGGUUGAUUCUGGUCGAUCGAUGUCGGCUACCGCUGAACCCGCAGGAACGGCCGUGCUGGAUGACGAUGUCCGGCAAUUACCGGAACGAAAUACGGAGCCCGAGAGCGCAGUCGUGGAGGAACCCGAUAUCCGGCAAAUACCGGAUCUGUGGAAUGAUAAUAAGAGAAGUGAUCAAGAAAUAG
Messenger RNA from Aedes albopictus (Asian tiger mosquito), 2973 nucleotides. RefSeq lists its product as uncharacterized. The transcript has 3 exons. The record is from RefSeq and is a predicted model, not a curated record. The coding region runs from base 658 to 2973 and encodes 771 amino acids. Lineage: Eukaryota; Metazoa; Arthropoda; Insecta; Diptera; Culicidae.